Molecule: messenger RNA, 1284 nt
Organism: Contarinia nasturtii (swede midge)
Lineage: Eukaryota; Metazoa; Arthropoda; Insecta; Diptera; Cecidomyiidae
Exons: 7
Coding region: 46-1230 (394 amino acids)
Biological process (GO): signal transduction; endocytosis; peptidyl-serine phosphorylation
Cellular component (GO): nucleus; cytoplasm
Molecular function (GO): ATP binding; protein serine/threonine kinase activity
Source: RefSeq, a predicted model, not a curated record
AUUUAUAUUUAUUUUAAACUCUCCGUAUCAUUGUGAACUUCACAAAUGAAAGCGAUAAUAUUAAUUUCUUUCUAUGUGGCACUAUUGCCUUUGAUUAUUCACAGUGGUAGCAACACUGGAAGUAUGAGUUAUAGUAAAGGUGGCAUUGCGAAAAAGAUUGUCCUACCGUCUCACCAAAACAAGAUCCGCCCGCCGAACACAAAUGUUCAAAAAUCUUUGGGACAACGGAAAAAUCUGGGCAAACAGCUAGUUUUGGACAAUAUUCCCAAUGUUCGUGCUAGUUUGCAAUCUUCGAAUUUUGAUUCGUUCGACUCCGGUGUAAAAUUCGAAAGGCUGGAUGAAAGACUUGACAAAAUAUUGAGAACAGGCAGAACUAUCAAUGAUAUCUUUAAACCAUCAAAAUUUCUUGGCAAAGGCGGCGUCGGUGUCACUUAUCUGGGUGAAUUAAUUGGAAGUAAUAAAACUGUUGCCAUGAAAUUUGCACCAACGGUUGAAAAUGAAAUUGAGAAUGAAUAUGAGAUUUAUACGUAUCUGGGUGCAAUUGACAAUUCAACAGUAGAGAACUAUGGAAUUCCAGCCGUUCAGUAUUAUGGUAAAUGGGAAGAUUGCAGUAUGAUUGCCAUUACACCACUCGAUGCAAAGUUCAACGAAAUAGUAAAAAAAUGUAGAAAGAGUGGUUCCACUUUGAGAGAUAUUGACAUUUUAAUAAUAUGCCGAGAAUAUGUGAGAAUAUCAAAAUAUAUACAUAGCCGUGGCGUUUGUCACUGUGACAGCCACCUUCGCAAUAUUAUGUUUCGUGGCAACAAAGGCUUCGUAAUUGAUUUCAAUAUGGCCACGAAAGUCUCCACUGAUGAUGAUGACGAUUGCAGAAAAUAUGACUGGCACAAAUUUUUAGUCGAACUACAUCUUUCCUUGAAUAUAGAAUUCAAAAUUAAGGACCUUAAAAGAAGCGGAUUGAAAAGAGUACUUCUGGAAUUUCAAAAAUCUAUCGAUAAUGCUCCACCAAUUGAUUACGAUCGUAUGUAUGAAAUUAUCACGGAAGAAAUUCGUAAUCAGGGAGCUCAGGAGCCAGCCCUGGUUUCAUGGUUGACAGAUGCACAGAAACCAAAGGCAAUAGCUGAAUGGAGAAAAAAACCGACAGAUAUUAAGUUCAUCAAAUCUAUUUCCAAUCCAUAUUCCUCUCAGUUUGAUUACCCGGAACCAAACUAUGAUUACUUCAGUAGUAGUUGAUAUGCAAAGAAAAUUCAGUUGAUUUUAAAAUAAAAAAGAUUACUUUGAAAUAUA